Perkinsus marinus ATCC 50983 is the source of this 886-nucleotide messenger RNA. RefSeq lists its product as hypothetical. The transcript has 2 exons. Lineage: Eukaryota; Perkinsozoa; Perkinsida; Perkinsidae. The record is from RefSeq and is a predicted model, not a curated record. The annotation marks the transcript as partial.
AUGUCUGUGAGUCCGACCGACAUCGCCAGCCUCCGUCAGCAGAUCGCCGACCUCGCGAAUAUUAUGUCUUCAAAACAAGACGUCCAAGUGAUGAAAGGCUCAGAUGGAAAUGUCUUGGGCAUCCAGGACUGCUUGGUCUUGAUUGAACGAAAAAUAAAAGCCCUAGAAGAUAAGACGAAUAUGAGUCUGUCAGCCCUGAAUGCCAAGAUCGGGCACACAAACGAACGGGUUGGUACUAUCGAUGCAAGAAUGUCCGACUACGUGUCAAAGCUCAAUGACAAGAUCGAUAACCAAUCACAGAUGAUGAAGGAUAUGUACAGUCUGAUCUCGAACAUGAACAAACGCGGGGAAAACCAGACAACGAGCGUUCUGCCGAAACCUCGUGAGAGAGUACCUGCCCCCGUACGAUCGACACAGUGGUCCUACACAAAAUUCGACUAUAAAAAUAAUGCUAAAGUAGUGGUAUUUGGUGUCCCGGAGGCUGAUACGACGACAGAAAAGGAAGAUGGGACUCCGAUAUUAAAACCAACAGUCAAAGAACAAGUGGAGAGUGCACUGACUCGAGCUGGAGCAAGAUGUGCUACUGAUUCAAUGCGUACAGCCAAGAGGCUCGGAGCGUACCGGUCUGAUAGAGAUUUGGAAUCUAGGCCGAGGCCAAUCUGCAUACAAUUCGCACAGCCAGAUGUGGCAAGUGAAUUUGUGAAGGCUAAUGGUGUGAACCUCAGGAACCAAGGGCUGGGAAUCAAGUGGUGGAGGCCUUAUAGACCGAGAGCCAGUCAAGCUACGGAAGAGAUCAGCUCCAUGGCGGCCAGAAUCGAUGAGCUAGCGAGAUUGGUGAAAAAUCACAGCUUAUCGGCGGCAAAAGGAGUCGACGGUACCACAACUG